UCUUUCUGCUGAGCUUGUUUGGAGCUGUGAUUCAGAAAACCAAAGCUUCCUGUCCUCAGUGCCCUGAAAAUGCUUCCUGUGUCAAUAAUACUUACUGCACCUGUGACCCAGGAUAUGCUUCUGGAUCUGGACAGAAACUAUUCACAUUCCCCUUGGAGAUAUGUAAAGAUAUUAAUGAAUGUCAACCACCCUUUAGUGUAUACUGUGGGGUAAAUGCCGCAUGUCAGAAUGUCGAAGGAAGUUUCUACUGUCACUGUGUCCCAGGAUAUAAACCCCAUUCUGGGGUUGCACAGUUCAAGAGUUCCAGCGAGAACACUUGUCAGGAUGCCACCUCCUCAGAGACAACCCAAGGUGGGAAAGAGCUGCAAAGAAUCGUGGACGAUUUUGAGUCGCUUCUCACCAAUCAGACUCUAUUGAGAACAGGAGAGAGACAAGAAAUCUCAUCCAGAGCUACCUCUAUUCUUCAGGAUGUGGAAUCGAGCGUUCUAGAAACUGCCUUGAAAAUGCCAGAACAAAAAAUCCAGAAAAUCCAGAACAGUACCAUGGCUGUUGAAACUCGAGUGAUUACAGACAAUUGCUCUGAAGAAAGACAGACAUUCAACUUGAACGUCCAAAUGAACUCCAUGGACAUCCAUUGCCGUGACGUCAUCCAGGGAGACACACAAGGUCCCAGUGCCGUUGCCUUUAUCUCAUAUUCUUCUCUUGGAAAUAUCAUAAAUGCAACUUUUUUUGAAGAGAUGGAUGAGAAAGAUCGACUAUAUCUGAACUCUCAGGUAGUGAGUGCUGCUAUUGGACCCAAAAGGAACGUGUCCCUCUCCACGCCUGUGAUGCUGACUUUCCAGCACGUGAAGAUAAACCCCAGGAGCAAAAAAGUCUUCUGUGUCUACUGGGAAAGCACAGAGCAGGGCGGCCAGUGGUCCAGGGAUGGCUGCUUCCUGAUAAGCAUGAACAAGAGUCACACCAUGUGCAAUUCCACUCACCUGUCCAGCUUCGCUGUCCUGAUGGCACUCACCAGCCAGGAGGAGGAUCCCGUGCUGACCAUCAUCACCUAUGUGGGGCUGAGCCUCUCUCUGCUGUGCCUCCUCCUGGCAGCCCUCACCUUCCUCCUGUGCAAAGCCAUCCAGAACACCAGCACCUCACUGCAUCUGCAACUCUCACUCUGCCUCUUCCUGGCCCACCUCCUCUUCCUCGUGGGGAUUGAUCAAACUGAACCCAAGGUGCUGUGUGCCAUCAUCGCCGGUGCCUUGCAUUAUCUCUACCUGGCCGCCUUCACCUGGAUGCUGCUGGAGAGCCUGCACCUCUUCCUCACUGCACGGAACCUGACAGUGGUCAACUACUCAAGCAUCAACAGACUCAUGAAGUGGGUCAUGUUCCCAGUUGGCUAUGGCAUUCCCGCUGUGAUUGUGGCCAUUUCUGCAGCCUCCAGGCCUCACCUUUACGGAACCACUGAUCGGUGCUGGCUCCACCUGGACCAGGGAUUCAUCUGGGGUUUCCUUGGCCCAGUCUGUGCCAUUUUCUCUGUGAAUUUAGUAUUUUUUCUCUUGGUGUUUUGGAUUUUGAAAAGAAAACUUUCCUCCCUCAACAGUGAAGUGUCAACCAUCCAGAACACAAGGAUGCUGACUUUCAAAGCAACAGCUCAGCUCUUCAUCCUGGGCUGCACAUGGUGUCUGGGUUUCCUACAGGUGGGUCCAGCUGCCCGGGUCAUGGCCUACCUCUUCACCAUCAUCAACAGCCUGCAGGGCUUCUUCAUCUUCUUGGUCUACUGCCUCCUCAGCCAGCAGGUCCAGAAACAAUAUCGAAAGUGGUUUAGAGAGAUGGUCAAAUCAAGAUCUGAGUCUGAGACACACACACUUUCCAGCAAAGUGGGUCCUGACUCAAAACCCAGUGAGUGGAAAUAUUGAGGUCACUGAAGAAGCAUCUAUUCCUAUUAGAGGACAAGUGAAGAAAAAAUAUUAAAACUAUAACAUUCAACUCAAUAUAGAAAAUCAUACCCAUGGAUCUCUUUGGCAUUAUGAAGAAUGAAGCUUAGGACAAGGGAACUCAUGAAACAUAUCAACCUUGGAGAUGAAAUAAACAACCUUUACUUCCUGCAGUGUUUGUUCUGUGUAAUAGGCUCUCAAUAAAUGUGUGGUAAAUUGCGUCUCCCUUC
This is a messenger RNA of Callithrix jacchus (white-tufted-ear marmoset), 2149 nucleotides long. RefSeq names its product adhesion G protein-coupled receptor E3 (gene ADGRE3). Gene Ontology annotation, cellular component: plasma membrane. Gene Ontology annotation, molecular function: calcium ion binding; G protein-coupled receptor activity. Lineage: Eukaryota; Metazoa; Chordata; Mammalia; Primates; Cebidae. The record is from RefSeq and is a predicted model, not a curated record. Gene Ontology annotation, biological process: cell surface receptor signaling pathway; adenylate cyclase-activating G protein-coupled receptor signaling pathway.